Messenger RNA from Tetranychus urticae (two-spotted spider mite), 3713 nucleotides. RefSeq names its product SCY1-like protein 2. Gene Ontology annotation, molecular function: ATP binding; protein kinase activity. NCBI's taxonomy places the organism in Eukaryota, Metazoa, Arthropoda, Arachnida, Trombidiformes, Tetranychidae. The record is from RefSeq and is a predicted model, not a curated record. Gene Ontology annotation, biological process: protein phosphorylation.
UCAAUUGCAAGUUUCAUCAGUGAUAAACAUUGAACUGAAAGACAGUGUUGAACGGAACGAGCAAAAAAUGUCUCUUCACUCAAAUACAAUGUUAACCUCAACAAAAGCAUCUCAUCGUCAACCUCUUUUUUUGCGUUAAUUAUUGUGCCUAACCAAAGAUGAUCAGCUCAUUAUCAUCAUGAGAAGAGAAGUGAAAAAGUAUUCAUUUAUUUUCAAUGUUUGCCAUGAAUCAAAGAAGCAAAUUACCAAGAAAAACAAGUCUUUCAUUAAUGUACUUUACCUUUUGCCAACAAUCAAGUUAAAGUAACAAGAAAAGAUGGAAUAGAGAAAAUCAUCUUUUUUGUCAAUUGUUCCAAUUCUGUGUGUGUUCAAGUUUCAAAAUCAACUGUAAAAGCUCAUCAAGUUCAACAGUUGAUCAACUUUAAUCAUAUAUUGAAAUGUCAAUUAGUUUAAUAACAAUUUGGAAAAACAAUCGAGACUAAAGUGUUUCCAAAUUUUUCGGAUUUUGUGACUUCGAUUUUGUGUUUCUUUUGUUUCUUUCAUUUUUGCUUUAAGUAAAGAGUCGAACAUGUUUGCCAAAUUAAAGGGUGGAACUGGAGGAACCUCGGGUCAAGCUGGACAAACACCGAUUCCUGCAACUUCACCAGAAACUGCACUUCACAACCCGAUCAGCCAGUACUUUGAGAUUGGCAAGCAAAUUGGAUCAGCAGGACCUGAAUUGGCUUGGAAAGUCUAUGAGGCCUACAGAAAGUCAGAUGGAAAGGAAGUUUCCGUGUUUUACUUCGACAAAAAGUGGACUGAAAAGUUUGGUAAAAGUUCAGGGAAACGUCGAGAGUGUAUCAGUGAAGUGUUAAAGUGCGGUGCCCUUCAGUUGGAUCGAUUUCGCCAUUCCAAGAUUCUUCAAAUAAUCGCCAAAGUAGAGGAAACCAAUGAUAACCUUGCCUUUGCCAGUGAACCCAUUAUCGGCAGUCUGGCCAAUAUAUUGGGUUACCUUGAGGAUAGACUAAGACAGGGAGUUCCUUCGGUUCUAAGGGAAUACACUUUCUCUGAAUUUGAAACAAAAUAUGGACUACUCCAGAUCACUGAGGCCCUCCUUUAUCUACAUUAUACAUGCAAAAUUAUCCAUCGAAAUAUCUGUCCACAAUCUGUGAUAAUAAAUAAACGGGGAACUUGGAAAUUGUCUGGUUUCGAGUUUACAGUUAAAUGUAAUGACGGUGAUAAUAUGAUUCCUGUUUCAUGUCCAGCAUUCACCUCUAAAUCACCGAAAAUGAGUCAACCCGAUUUAGAUUUCAUGGCACCCGAAGUUCAAGCUUCUUCCGCUUGUAGUCCACAGAGCGAUAUGUUUUCAUUUGGUCUGUUAAUAUGCAGUAUUUUUAAUAAUGGUCGAUCACCUAUUCAAGCAAAUCUAUCAACAGCCAACUACACUAAACAAUUGGAAACUUUGAAUCGGAGUGUUCAAGAGCUAUUGGAUCGUAUGCCUAUUUUAUUAGCUGAAAAUGUACCCGCUCUUUUGGAACCCGCUUCACGUAAAAGACCAACUUCACAUACCUUUUCUAUGAUAAAAUAUUUUCACGAUCAAGGAGUUCAUGCACUUCAAUAUCUCGAUACAAUUCAAAUGAAAGAUUCAAUGCACAAGGCAAACUUUUAUCCAAGCCUUCGAGGUGUCCUCUGCACUAUCCCAAAGAAAAUGUGGUUCCAACAUAUUCUACCAACCAUCAGUGCUGAGCUUCAAUUCAACGAUGUUCUUGCAGCCGCCCUUCAACCCAUUCUCUACAUCAUUGAGGAAUGCAAUACAGACGAAUAUCAAAAUUAUAUUCUUCCAAUCAUUCGGAAUCUUUACCAAGCACCCAAAUCAGUUCAGGCAACUGUAACUUUAUUAGAAAAUAUUAACAUAUUGAUUAGGAAAAGUGGUCAACAUGAAAUUAAAAAUGAAAUUCUGCCCAUGCUUUUUAAUUCCCUGGAUUCAAGUCAACCUCAAGUUCAGAUAGCUGCUCUUAGUGCAAUUUCCGAAGUAAUUGAACACUUGGAGGAGAACACAAUUAAGCAAAUUGUUAUACCAAAGGCGAGACAAAUUCUUGAAGUUAAUGAUUCAAUUCAGGUUCAAACCAAUAUACUCAACUGUGUUGCCAAGGUUAUUGAUAAUUUAGAGAAAAAUGAGAUUCUUGAUGAUGUUUUACCUCUUCUGUUGGAAGCCAAGCUAUCUGAGAUAUCGAUUCUGACACCUGUUCUUGCUAUUUAUCGACACAUGUUAAGUGACAAAAGAUUUGGACUCAAUGUUAAUCUUUUAGCAACCAAAGUGAUGCCAACCUUGAUUCCCAUCAUUGUUUCACCCAAUAUCACUGUUGAAGAGUUCAACACUCUUGCUGAUUUGCUGCAAGAAAUGUUGGAUCAAAUUAACCGAAGUCAAAGAAAUAAGCUCAAAUUGGAACGAAUGAGCACGUUUUCAACCGAAAAGUAUCCUUUACAACAUAAUCUUGACCAACCAACAGGCUAUCCUCAUCGACCUCCAUGUUUAAAAUUGUCAACUCGUCGUCAGUCGAUAUCGGUGGAUGAUGUCCUUAAAACAACAACCAUCAACUCGAAUGCAUCCUCACCAGACCUUAACCUUCUUCGAGUUCAAACUAAUCUUCCCUAUCGUCGUCAUUCCGAUAAUGCCAUUGAGCCACCCAGAAUUUUGAUUGCUUCAGCAACACCUGGUUAUGGAUCAGGAACCCUUUCAAAGGCUGGAAGUAUGGCUAAUCUUCCGAGAAGGCGACAUUCCUCUGUUAAUCCAAAUGAAGUUAAAGGCAUAUCAUACAAUUUUUUCACUCCUUCUAGACCAGUCCAUAAGGUUGGCAGUAACUCCUCGUUUAAAUUAGAUUUUCCCAUUCCUGGUCGAACCUCUCCUGGCCGAGGUCGUCGUUAUUCCGUUGCCACCAUCAUUAAUCAAUCUCAGAGUACGUCUUCCACCAUUCUCAAUCAAUUAGGCACCGGAGUGCAACAACUCUUUGGACGAUAGCUUUAAUUAGAAGAAUGGAAAGGAAAAGCAACAGGAUAAAUUAAAGUAUAUAACCAGGGAGAGAAUCAAUACGGAAGAUUUAUUGAUCUCAGCGGAUUUCAUACUCAACCUUUCAUGACAGUUUCAACAAGCAACAAAGCCAUAUCAUAAUAUCCUUAUCAUUUGAUUAUCCAGUUUUAUUUCAAUUUUAACAGCCAACAGUUAUAAUCCAUUGUGACUACAACCCAGCCCAACAAGCCUCCCCACUCAUCAACCUCUCUAUACUGCAUAUUACCAGUAGACUGUAAAUUGUAAUAACCCCACGCAAUAGUCAAACCAAAUAUAAUCAAAAGAUAAUGACGAUUUAGGCAAAGUUAAAGACAUGGGUACAUCUUGGACCCAACAAUGAAGGAUAAUCAAACAAGGAAUUGCACACUCCUGUUAAUCUAAACCAGUUUGUUUUGAUUUUUGGCCGUUUCUGUUACCUUCUCAUUUUGGAUAUAUUCAUAACACCUAACCAAAUGAUUUACAAGAGAAAACUAAAAGUAUUUGAAAUGAUGAAUCAAAAAUAGAGAUUCAAAUGUUAUUCAUACCGGAAAAAAACCAGAAAAAAAUGCAAUAUUGCAAUAAAUCAACAAUACAUUAUUCAAAUUGUUAAUAUAAAAUGAAAAAAUUUUGGAAAAACAAAAGGAAAAGAAAGUUGAAAAUCAAGAUACAAUUAAAUUUAACUUGAUCA